CAGCAGCCCUCUCUUCUCCUGUGAACAAACCUCUGUCGUUUCCAGGAUCCUGACAUCAUGAAGACUGUUUGGAUUUUGUUUGUGUUCAUGAAUUGGAGCACAUUUCUGAAGACAGGAAACUGUGUAGAAAUACAGGAUCAAGUUCUGACAAUCACCCCAAGAACUCAAGAACAAGUGGACAUCUUGAAGAAUGUGUCCUCUGAGAAUGGGACAGCCUUAUGGCAGCCCGUUUCACCUCAGUACAUCAGAGAAGAAAGUGAAGUCCACCUGUUUGUUCCUGCCACAAACUUAGAAGCUGUGAAGGAUCUGCUGCAGAGACACGCCAUAACACACCAAGUGUUACUGGCCAACACCAGGGAGCUGAUUGACAUGCAGACGAGGAACGACUCCACAGACCCACGAAGCAGCGUGACUUUCUACGAGAGAUAUCACAGUCUGGAGGAUAUCUAUGACUGGAUUAACAGGACCACCCAGGAACACCCCGCCAUUGUAAAAACCAUUCUGAUUGGCUCCUCUAGUGAGAAACGGCCUCUCUAUGUCUUAAAGUUGUCUAUGAAUAACAGAGAGGAUAAAAAAGCCAUGUGGAUUGACUGUGGCAUCCACGCCAGAGAGUGGAUCUCUCCUGCUUUCUGCUUGUGGUUUGUACAGCAUAGUUUGUCAAGUUACAAUACCAACCAAGACAUCACUGACAUCCUGGACAGCAUGGACGUCUACAUCCUUCCUGUGAUGAACCCUGAUGGUUACAGCUACACAUGGACCACAAACAGGAUGUGGAGGAAGAAUCGCUCUGCCAGCAAUGUCAAUGGCUGCAUCGGGGUCGACCUGAACAGGAACUUUGAUGCCAACUGGUGCACCGAGGGAGCCUCUUCUAACCCCUGCACUGAGAUCUACUGCGGCGCCUUCCCCGAGUCAGAACCAGAGUCUCAGGCCGUGGCUGACUUCCUGCGGAUCCACAAAGACACGGUCCAGCUCUACAUCAGCAUCCACUCCUACUCUCAGAUGCUGCUCUUCCCGUACUCGUGCACGAUGGAGGAAGCAGAGAACCACAAUGACCUGCUUGAGAUGGCCAAAGAAGCAGCCCAGAAAAUCAGGAGAUAUUACAGGAACAACUACAGAUAUGGUUCAGGAGCAAAGACUAUAUAUUUGGCUCCUGGAGGUUCAGAUGACUGGGCGUAUAACCUUGGCAUCAAAUAUUCUUUCACCUUCGAGCUGCAGGACCGUGGGCGUUACGGCUUCCUCUUGCCACCAUCUCGCAUAUCCAGUGCGUGCAAUGAAGCUCUGACUGCCGUAAAGACAAUCGCUCUGAAGGUUGUGGAGAAAACACAAGCUCCAACAAGUCCUCCUACAAGUCUUUAAGCAGCUACAUCUGCCUGUAAAUCAAAUUCAGAUUAAUUUUUGUAUUAUGUUCUGUAUUGUAAUUGUAUUAUCUUUGAAAGAACAGAUUCUAGUUGUUAAUCUAGGUCAUAUUUGGUCUUUGUGGAGGUUUCAUUGGAAUAAUCGUUCUAGAUGAGUGUGAAACACCAGUUUAAAUGCUGAAAUAAACAUAAUAAGGAAGAACAAGGUGAGGAAUAUUGACUCAGAAUUUCUGUUGCACCUUUUUGCACCAAUUAAACAGAGUUUUAAUGUU
Molecule: messenger RNA, 1627 nt
Organism: Cheilinus undulatus (humphead wrasse)
Lineage: Eukaryota; Metazoa; Chordata; Actinopteri; Labriformes; Labridae
Gene: cpb2
Product: carboxypeptidase B2 (plasma)
Exons: 11
Coding region: 58-1356 (432 amino acids)
Biological process (GO): proteolysis; fibrinolysis
Molecular function (GO): zinc ion binding; metallocarboxypeptidase activity
Source: RefSeq, a predicted model, not a curated record